Messenger RNA from Drosophila bipectinata, 7297 nucleotides. NCBI's taxonomy places the organism in Eukaryota, Metazoa, Arthropoda, Insecta, Diptera, Drosophilidae. The record is from RefSeq and is a predicted model, not a curated record.
UCGUUCUCAUUCUCAUUCGGUCUCUUGAAGGAAUCGCACGUAUUCUGAAUACCGCGGAAAGCAAAGCAAUCACAAUCCCAAUAAAAAUCGAAGUGGCAGUGCUGAAAGCAAGUGGUAGAUUGAAAAAGUGAAAAACUCUCAAGUUCUUGGUUUUUGUGGAAAGCGCAAAAUUCGGAAAACUGUGCACAGUGGAGCGGUGUAUCAGCGAUUUAAAAAAAGCAACAAAUAAAAAAACUGUAUCAAGUGUGCUAAUUAAAGCUGAAAAAGUACUGUUAUUCGGUUAACUGUGAAACUGUAAACGGUGUGAACACGCAAAUCUCAAAGCCAUAAACUAAAAACCAGAAACUAGAAACUAGAAACUAGAAACCGAGUGAAAAUCAAAUUAGAUCGCGAGAGACUUUCAGCAAGUGCAACGGUAACAACAUAUAAUGGCACCAACAAUCACUGACAAUUGCGAAUUUGAAUGUGCAACUGCAACUGUUGAGGCAACAACAACUUCGAUUAGCGGCGAUUUCGAUUUUGAAAAUUCUGCGGCAGCCAUCAUCGGCAGUGACAGCGGCAACGGCAGCAACUUCGAAUCGAAUGAAUUGCAUUUGAACGGCCAGCAGGAUCAUCAGGAUCAGAAUGUCCAGCAGGAUGAGGAGCAGGGACAGCAGCAGAAGCAGAUGCCAUGGGAGGCACCUGGUAAACAGGGACUGUACGAUCCCCAGAACGAGCACGAGGCCUGUGGUGUCGGUUUCAUCGUGGCCAUCGAUGGAAAGCGCUCUCACAAGAUUCUACGUGAUGCCCAGACCCUCUCAGAACGGAUGAAUCAUCGCGGUGCCUGUGCCUGCGACAAUGACACUGGUGAUGGUGCUGGCGUUUUGGCUUCCAUUCCUCACGGACUCUAUGCCAAGGCCCUAGCCAAGCAGGGUGUAACCUUGCCGGAAUUGGGUGACUAUGCCACGGGCAUCUUCUACCUGGAUGAGGCGCAGCACGCCGCCGCCGAGAAGGAGUUCGAUGCUCUGGCCAAGAGCCUGGGUCUCGAUGUGAUCGCCUGGCGCACGGUUCCAGCCAACCAGGCGGCCAUUGGUGGGGUGGCCCGCAAAUCGGAGCCCCUGUCCCGUCAGGUGUUUGUCCGUCGGCCGGCCGGAAGCGACGAAAAGUCCUUCGAACGGCAGGUUUUCGUCCUGCGAAAGAGGGCCAGCCACGAGCUGACCAAGCCAGGCAGGCGCUUCUACAUCUGCUCGAUGUCCGACCGCACGGUGGUGUACAAGGGUCUGUUCACCUCCGACCAGUUGUGGGAGUAUUACACGGACCUCAAGGACCCGGAGUUCGAGACGUACCUGGCCCUGGUCCACACGCGCUUCUCCACCAACACCUUCCCCAGCUGGGAGCGCGCCCAUCCUCUGCGAGUCCUGGCCCACAACGGUGAGAUCAACACUCUCCGGGGCAACGUGAACCUGAUGAAGGCCCGUGAGGGUGUGAUGCAGUCCGAUCUAUUCGGAGAUCAGCUGAAGAAGCUCUACCCUGUGGUGGAACCGAAUCUCUCCGACUCGGGCAGCUUCGACUGUGUCCUGGAGUUCAUCACCAUGGCCAGCGAGCGUUCGCUCCCGGAAUCAGUGAUGACCAUGGUGCCGGAGGCGUGGCAGAACGACAAGACCAUGCCGCAGGAGAAGCGCGACUUCUACCAGUGGGCCGCCUGUGUGAUGGAGCCCUGGGACGGACCGGCCCUGAUCAGCUUCACCGACGGCCGAUACAUCGGUGCCGUGCUGGACCGGAACGGCCUGCGUCCGUCGCGCUUCUAUGUCACCAAGGAGAACGUGCUGGUCAUGGCCUCCGAGGUGGGAGUGUACGACGUCGACCCCUCGCAGGUGACUCUGAAGAGCCGCUUGAAGCCCGGCCGGAUGCUGCUGGUGGACACCAAGGAGCAGAAGCUCAUCCAGGACAUUGAGCUGAAGUCGCAGAUAGCCAAGUCGAGGCCCCAUUCCGAGUGGCUGCAGCAGAAGAUGAUCACUCUGGACGAGAUUCGCAAUGCGAAUGUCCUGAACACUCCUCCCGUGGAUGAGCUGGCCAAGCUGCCCGCCUCUCAGCGGGGCAUCUUCGAUCCAAGGCUCUCGCUCUUCGGCUACACUACGGAAACGGUCAACAUGCUACUCAUUCCGAUGUUCAAGAACAAGAAGGAAGCCCUGGGCUCCAUGGGCAACGAUGCCCCAUUGGCCUGUCUGUCGACCUUCCAGCCGAUCCCGUACGAGUAUUUCAAGCAACUGUUCGCCCAGGUGACCAAUCCGCCCAUCGAUCCAUUCCGCGAGAAGGUGGUCAUGUCGAUGCAGUGCCCCAUCGGACCGGAGGCCAAUAUCCUCCAGCCGUCGGCGCAGCAGGUGCACCGCAUUUGGCUGCCCAAUCCCAUACUGAGCAUUCCAGACACCCAGCUGCUCAAGCGGAACACGCACCGCGGCUGGAAAACCAAAGUCCUGGACAUCACAUUCCAGUUCAACGAGGGCGUCCAGGGCUACCUGGACUGCAUCGAUCGUGUGUGUCGCGAAGGUGCUGCGGCCGCCCAGGCCGGCUACCAGCUCCUGGUGGUCUCCGAUCGUGGGGCAGGAACCGGUGGCAAGGUGGCUGUUUCCGCCCUGCUUGCCCUGGGUGCACUGCAUCACCACUUGAUCGAGACGCUGCAGCGCAUGAAGGUCGGUAUUGUGGUGGAGACGGCCGAGGCCCGAGAGGUCCAUCACAUUUGCGUCCUCCUCGGCUACGGAGCGGAUGCCAUUUGUCCGUAUUUGGCCUUCGAACUGGCCCAGGCGCUGAGGGACGACGGCGUCAUUGGUCCGGAGGUGAACGACAAGCAGAUCUAUGCCGCCUACGCCCAGGCCAUUGAUACAGGCAUUGCCAAGGUGAUGGCCAAAAUGGGCAUCAGUACCCUGCAGUCCUACAAGAGCGCCCAGAUCUUCGAGGCCGUCGGCUUGGGUACCGAACUGGUCGCCAAGUGCUUCCGCGGCACCCAGAGUCGCAUCGGCGGCGUUACCCUGGAAAUCCUAGCCAAGGAGGGGCUGGACCGCUACCAGCUGACCUAUGGCAAGACCUCGCCGGACACUCGCAUCCUGCGGAACCCAGGACAGUACCACUGGCGUCACGGUGGCGAGGCUCACAUCAACGAGCCCUCCUCCAUUGGCAGUCUGCAGGAAGCGGCGGUCAACAAGAACCUCGACGCUUUCGAGGCCUUCAAGAAGACCACCCUGGACAGCGUGAAGAAGUGCGCCCUGCGUGGCCAGUUGGAGUUCGUGACCGACCGCCAGAAGAUUGAUAUUUCCGAGGUGGAGCCGGCCAGCGAGAUUGUCAAGCGAUUUGCCACUGGAGCCAUGAGCUUUGGCAGCAUCUCCCUGGAGGCCCAUCAGACUCUAUCCAUUACCAUGAACCGUAUUGGCGGCAAGAGCAACACCGGAGAAGGUGGCGAGGACUCCGAUCGUUAUUUGAAUCAGGAUCCCAACAACAGCCGUCGUUCGGCCAUCAAGCAGGUGGCUUCCGGUCGCUUUGGUGUCACGGCCUCCUACCUGGCCAAUGCCGAUGAUCUGCAGAUCAAGAUGGCCCAGGGCGCCAAGCCCGGAGAGGGCGGCGAGCUGCCCGGCUACAAGGUCACCAAGGACAUUGCCAAGACCCGUAAAUCCGUGCCGGGUGUGGGUCUGAUUUCGCCACCACCCCAUCACGAUAUCUACUCGAUCGAGGACUUGGCUGAGCUGAUCUACGAUCUGAAGUGCUCGAACCCCAAUGCCCGGAUCAGUGUCAAGCUGGUGUCCGAAGUGGGUGUUGGUGUUGUGGCUUCCGGAGUGGCCAAGGGCAAAGCCGAACACAUUGUAAUUUCGGGACAUGAUGGCGGUACUGGAGCCAGCUCAUGGACUGGCAUUAAGAACGCCGGAUUACCGUGGGAGCUGGGUGUGGCCGAAACCCACCAGGUGCUGGUGUUGAACAAUCUCCGAUCACGAGUGAUUGUCCAAGCCGAUGGACAGCUGCGUACAGGAUUCGAUGUGGUGGUCGCUGCUCUGCUGGGUGCCGAUGAGUUUGGAUUCAGUACAGCUCCUCUUAUUGUGAUGGGCUGCACCAUGAUGCGCAAGUGUCACCUGAACACUUGUCCAGUGGGCAUUGCCACCCAGGAUCCAGUGCUGCGCAAGAAGUUCACUGGCAAACCGGAGCAUGUCAUCAACUUCUUCUUCAUGUUGGCGGAGGACAUCCGUAAAAUCAUGGCUGGCUUGGGCAUCCGCAAGUUCCAGGAUCUCAUUGGUCGCACCGACUUCCUUCGCAUUGCCAGCCAACGCGAGGCCAAGGCCAGCAACCUGGACCUGAAGCUGCUCCUGCAGCCGGCUUUAGAGCUCCGCCCUGGAACCAACAUCGUUGGUGGCUCCGUCAAGCAGGACUUCCAGUUGGAGAAGCGUUCCGACAACCAACUUAUCGCCAAGGCUCAGCAAAUCUUCAGCGGAGCCGACGACAACGUUACCGUCAAGAUGCGCAUCCACAACGAGGAGAGGGCCUUUGGAUCCACCCUGAGCUACCACAUUGCAUGCAAAUAUGGAGAAGCUGGUCUGCCCUCGGGCAAAAGCAUCGACAUCUUCCUGGAGGGCUCCGCCGGCCAGAGCUUCUGCGCCUUCCUGGCCCGUGGCGUGAACGUGACCCUCAAGGGCGAUGCCAACGAUUAUGUCGGCAAGGGCCUGUGCGGAGGCAAUGUGGUCAUCACUCCCCCGGACACCGCUCCCUUCGAAUCGCACCUGAACGUCAUUGUGGGCAACGUCUGCCUUUACGGAGCCACCGAGGGAACCGCCUACUUCCGCGGUAUUGCCGCCGAGCGCUUCUGCGUGAGGAACUCCGGCGUCACGGCCGUGGUAGAAGGUGUGGGUGACCACGGUUGCGAGUACAUGACUGGAGGACUAGUGGUCAUCCUGGGUCUGACUGGACGUAACUUUGCCGCCGGCAUGUCGGGAGGUAUUGCCUAUGUCUACGACAUCGAUGGCUCCUUCAAGCCCAAAGUAAAUCCGGAGAGUGUGGAGCUGCUGCCGCUCGAGAGCGACAAGGAUGUGCAGCUGGUGAAGACGCUGCUGGCUGACUUUAUCGAGAAAACCGGGUCCAAGGUAGCCAAGGAGUUGCUUGCCAACUGGGCCCUGGCCCAGUCCAAGUUCGUCAAGGUCUUCCCUUACGAAUACCAAAAGGCUUUGAAGGAUCUGGCCGAACAGGAGGCCGUUGAGCAACCGCUGAAGACCUCAGCCAUCGAAAAUGGAAACGGCAAGCACGAGCCGCACAUCAAGGACAUCGAAGAGGCCAUCCAGGACGUGGCACUGGAGCAGAAGCGUGCCGAGCGAGUGCUGGACAAGACCCGUGGUUUCGUCAAGUACAAGAGGGAGUCGGCUCCCUACCGCGAUGCCGGGGACCGUCAGAAGGAUUGGGACGAGGUCUACAACUUCCCGCACGUGCGCAAGAACCUAAAGGUCCAGGCCGCUCGCUGCAUGGAGUGCGGUGUUCCGUUCUGCCAAUCCAACUCCACUGGCUGUCCGCUGGGCAACAUCAUUCCCAAGUGGAACGACCUCGUCUUCCACGGCGAGUGGCAGGAGGCUCUGCGCCAGCUGCUGCAGACCAAUAACUUCCCGGAGUUCACGGGCCGUGUGUGCCCGGCUCCUUGCGAGGGUUCCUGUGUGCUGGGCAUUUCCGAACCGGCUGUGACCAUCAAGAACAUCGAGUGCGCCAUCAUCGACCAUGCCUUCGAGCAGGGCUGGAUCAAGCCGGAGAUACCCGAGGUGCGCACCGGCAAGCGGGUGGCCAUUGUGGGAUCCGGUCCCUCCGGCCUUGCUGCCUCCCAGCAGCUGAACCGCGCCGGGCACUUUGUCACGGUCUUCGAGCGCAACGACCGCGUUGGCGGUCUCCUGCAAUACGGCAUUCCUACGAUGAAACUGUCCAAGGAGGUGGUCAAGCGGCGGGUGGACCUCAUGGCGGACGAGGGCAUUGAGUUCCGCACAAACGUACAUGUGGGCAAGGACCUUAAGGCGGAGCAGCUGCUGAACGAAUAUGAUGCCGUCUUGCUGACCACUGGAUCCACCUGGCCGCGUGACUUGCCAUUGGCGAACCGCGAUCUCAAGGGCAUCCACUUCGCCAUGGAGUUCCUCGAGGCCCAGCAGAAGAAGCAGCUGGGCGGCAAGCAGGACAUCAUCUCGGCGGCGGGCAAGGAUGUGAUCAUAAUCGGAGGCGGCGACACUGGCUGCGAUUGCAUUGCCACCUCGCUGCGUCAGGGCGCCAAGAGCAUCACUACCUUUGAGAUUCUCCCAGAACCGCCACAGAAGCGCGCCGAGGACAAUCCAUGGCCCCAGUGGCCAAAGGUCUUCCGCGUCGAUUAUGGCCACGAGGAGGUGAAACUGAAGUGGGGAAAGGACCCUCGCCAGUACUGCACCACCACCAAGGAGUUCAUCGGCGAGAACGGCACCAUUAAGGGCGUCAACACCGUUGAGGUGGAGUGGACCAAGACGGAGACGGGUCAGUGGCGUAUGCAGGAAGUGGCUGGUUCCGAGAAAUACUUCCCUGCCGAUCUGAUCCUGCUGGCCAUGGGCUUCCUGGGACCCGAGAAGACAGUGCCCGGCGAGCUCGGCCUGGAUCUUGAUCCGCGCGGAAACAUCAAGGCCUGCAACGGACAGUAUGGCACCUCGAACUCCAAGGUCUUCGCGGCAGGAGAUUGCCGGCGUGGCCAGUCGCUGGUCGUCUGGGCCAUAACCGAAGGUCGUCAGGCUGCCCGCCAGGUGGACUCCUAUCUGACCGGCCGACCCAGUGGGCUACCAGGACCCGGCGGUGUUGUCGGGACAUCCUAAGCUGGAUAGCCGAUAAACCCGAGCAGCUAUUAUCAAGUUUUGUGUGCGUGCAUCGUCCUUAGCCCAUAGAGCGAACUUCUUUACCGAUUUGCAAUUUUGUGAUUUUUAUUUUCGCGAUUUUAGUUUAGUUUACACUAAAAAAAAAAGACUUGAGUUUUUUUUUACACACCAAACCAAAAAAAUAACGAAACACCUUUCAUUUAGUUUUAUUUUCAUCGCAAGGCUGGGAAUUAAAGUUUGUUUUCUAUUUUUUUUUGGUUUCAUCGGUGAGUCGAAAUGCCCUCCAUAGGAUGAUGCUGCGGCAGAAGUCAAUUAAGAGUGCAAAAAAGUGCUGAUGGCAGCCAAUCGAAUACUUCUAUAUACAUGAACUUAUAUCUUUAAAGAAUUUGAAUAUCCAACCAAGAAAAAUCUAAGGACAAUAACUAGAAAUUUACCGUUAUCGUUAAAGCGAAAAAAAAUUAAAAAUUAAUUAACUGAACAUA